Molecule: messenger RNA, 626 nt
Organism: Drosophila grimshawi
Lineage: Eukaryota; Metazoa; Arthropoda; Insecta; Diptera; Drosophilidae
Exons: 2
Coding region: 137-580 (147 amino acids)
Source: RefSeq, a predicted model, not a curated record
GUGUAUGUGUGUGACUUUUGUUGUUGCUGUUGCAAUUGAUUAAACAACGCCAGCGAUUGGCGUUGGUUCGGGCCCGGUUACCUAGGCCAACUCAAAGCACAGAGACCGAGCAACAGCGCCCACAGACACAGAUAAAAUGGGCUGCAACACCAGUCAGGAGCUGAAGACAAAGGAUGGCGCCGCCAUCGAUGCUGUCAGCAAUGGCGAACCGGAGCCGAGCGCACCACAAAUGGAGCUCGCCGAUGGUGGCUCCUCAUCGGCAAAAUCCAACUCGAACAAUCACACAAAUCACGCAAAAUCAAAUUCGAUUAUCUCCAAUGGCGAUGCCAAGGCGGCACUCAGCGCCAAAGGAGGCAGCGCUGCGGCAGCGACGGCAACAGCAACAAAUGGCGUCGUCGACCGUUCAUGCGAUAAGGCGGAAAUCACGGAAUUCGAUGAUGAUGACGAGGAUGAAGAUGAAGAACCGGAAGUGGAGAUACUUAUACCACAUCACCAUCAUCAUCAUGGCAGCAAGAAAUUCCGUCGAAAUCCGUUGAAAAAUUUGGAUCUCGAUUUUAAAUUCGAUGUUAAUUCGUUUUAGCCAGCACCAAAAAUAACAACAACCACAACAACAAUGACAACAACAU